This is a messenger RNA of Austrofundulus limnaeus, 1601 nucleotides long. RefSeq lists its product as uncharacterized. Lineage: Eukaryota; Metazoa; Chordata; Actinopteri; Cyprinodontiformes; Rivulidae. The record is from RefSeq and is a predicted model, not a curated record.
UGUGGGUUCGAAGGCGGUGGACGCGGCACAGAGCUCGCAGGAAUGUAAGCUCCAGGUUCGGGUCCCGGUCUUGUCCGCAGUGGAAAUGGACGAGCGAAGUGCUUUGUUGGGCAACCAACAGCAUCAGAAUCCAGACCUUCUGUCUCCAAACCUGAGGCCGAGACACCAGGAUCUUAUCCCCACACCAUGUGGACCAAUCAAGGCCUGGUCGGAGCUGUCGACACUGGUGAAGUUCUACUUCUGCUUCACCAUCGCCUCUCUGCUGGCGCUGCUCGGCCUCACCUCAUACAGCAUCUACAAGCAGCACAUGAACACCGACGUGUCCGACGAGGACAACUUCACCGUGUCCAUCAUUCAGUUCGUCGGCAUAUUGUUCUGCAUCUACUACAUCACCCGCGGCGUGAUGCAGGAGAACAGACAGGAGCUGGGGGCGUUCGUGUUCAGCGUGUUGGCCGUCAUGAUCCGAUCCGUGGUCAACUUCUCUGUGGUGGGGUCAAAGGGCGAGCCGGAUCUGUUGGCUCGCUUCGUGUGCAUCAUGCUUCUGGGCAUGGUGCACGUGCUUUGCACCAUGCUUCUGAUCCGGAGCCCCAACAUGAUGGCGUUCCGUGUCGGCGGGGCCCUGGAGAGCCUCCAGGAGCAGUACUUCCUCCUCAACCUGUGCUUCUCCAUGGUGACCUUUGACCUGCAGGCUCAGCUGUGUCUCUGCAUCCUGAUGACGACGACUGACCCGUCCAUGUCGGCUGCCAACACCAUAAUCCUGGCAGUGGGUGUGGUCUGGGCCUGCCUGACCGCCGCCGUGGGGGCCGUCGCGGUUUUAAAGGAAGCCAAGGUGCUGGUGUGGGUCUUCAUGGUGCAGAACAUUCCCCAAGUGGCCUUCUUUUUUUAUCUCAUGUACACGGUGGUGGAGAAAUGGUUCCAGGACAAAACGUACACGCUGGAGGCCGCCGCCGUCACCGGAGCGUUGAUUUCCCUCCUGAUCAAAGCCGUUCUGUUCUGGGGGCUCAUCAAGCUGGUGCACAGCUUCGGGCAGGGCCUGAGGGAGAGAAUGUUUGCUUCGGCUCAGUGAAAACACAUCCUGAGUUCGUGGGUCCAGGUCGGAGCUGCCGCUUGAUUCAGAUUCAGUGCCAUGAUGUGAACAGAACCAAAGCAUUCCCAGAACUUCUCUUCACUCCUGAUCUGCUGAUUAUCUCAUUUUGACUUCAUCAGUUUCUUCUCUGACCAACCUGUUAAUCAUUAGUUUUCUGGAUCCUGAUCAUCCUAAACGAACACAGCUCGUCUUUAAUCCAGCAGAUUUUUUUUUCACUCAGCUUUAAAUGAACUUGGAUCUAUAAAAACUCAUUUCAUGGCCUUUUUUUUGUUUGUUUUUGACUGAAUUCUUGUAAAGACACUGAUUUGUACUUUUAUUUCUUCUUUUAAACUGUAAUAUAAAAACCGGAUGUUCCUAAUAUAUUUUUUGUAAAGUGAACAAACAUCUUUUACUGACUAUAAAACAGCUUCUCGUCUUAUGUACGACUUUACAUAUUUCUUCGCUUUCUGCAGCACCUUAACACACUCAGUGUUUUUUAUAUUCAUGGUUCCUAAUAAAUAAAAAAAUACAUAAA